CCCGCUCUGCCCGUUAGCCGCUAUGUGCAGGGAAUAACGUUGCCGCGGUUGCCGGAGGGACACUGAACGAAGCGCCCCGCCCCGUCCCGCGGGGCCGCCGGCUCAGCGAGCGCCCGGCAUCGCUGCUACCAGCGGCGGUGCGGCCCCGCGGCGCGGAGAGCCUCCUCGGAGGGGAUGACGUAGCUUUGCCAAGGAUUUAUCAGCUAAGCAGAAAAUGAGCUUAACAUCCUGGUUUUUGGUGAGCAGUGGAGGCACCCGCCAUCGGCUGCCACGAGAAAUGAUUUUUGUUGGAAGAGAUGACUGUGAGCUGAUGUUACAGUCACGAAGUGUGGACAAGCAACAUGCUGUACUUAACUAUGAUCCUUCUACAGAUGAACACUUGGUAAAGGAUUUAGGUAGCUUGAAUGGGACAUUUGUGAAUGAUGUGAGGAUUCCAGAACAGACAUACAUCACUCUGAAAUUAGAAGAUAAACUGAGAUUUGGAUAUGAUACUAAUCUUUUUACUGUUGUCAGAGGAGAGAUGAGAGUCCCUGAAGAAGCUCUUAAGCAUGAAAAAUUUACAAGCCAACUCCAGUUAUCCCAGAAAUCUUCAGAGGCAGAAGGGUCUAAGCAAACCAGCUCCAAAAGUGCGGAGUCCAAAGUAACAGACUCCACGGCUGAAGUGCACCACAAGACAACUGAAGCACUGAAAUCUGAAGAGAAAUCCAUAGAUCUUUCUACCAUGCCUCGUGGUACACCUUUGUAUGGACAGCCAGCCUGGUGGGGUGAUGAUGAAGCUGAUGAAAAAGGUGGUUGUAAACCAGAUAGCAAGCGUGAAGAAAAAAUGCAUGAGACGGGGGCUUCAGGAUGCAGCACAGAUGCCAAGCAAGCUGAGGAGCAAUCUGCAGCUGCAAGUGAAGAACUUUAUCCUUUCUGUAGGGAGCCAAGUUAUUUUGAAAUUCCUACAAAAGAAUUCCAGCAAACUUCACAGGUAGCAGAGAGCGCUAUUCAUGAAAUUCCAACAAAAGACACCCAAAGUUCCCAUGCAGCAAGUGCGGGACAUGCUUCUUUUACCAUUGAGUUUGAUGACAACACACCAGGGAAAGUAACAAUCAAAGAUCACGUGACAAAAUUCACAUCUGAGCAGCGCCACAAGUCAAAGAAGCCUUCUUCCUCCAGUGGUCAGGACCUGCCUGGGCUUCAGACUGUGAUGAUGGCCGCAGAGAGCAAAGUAGCAGAUUGGCUAGCACAGAACAAUCCUCCUAGAAUGAUAUGGGAACCAACAGAGGAGGAUUCCAAAAGUAUUAAGAGUGACGUUCCAGUCUACUUGAAGAGACUGAAAGGGAAUAAGCAUGAUGAUGGUACACAGAGUGAUUCAGAAAAUGCUGGUGCCCACCGGCAUUACAGUAAGCGGGCAGCACUUGAAGAGCACUUGAGACACCACCAUGCAGAGCUGAAGAAGUCGCACCAGAAAGUCCAUUCCACAGAAAAACAGCAAGAGCAAGCUGGUGUGAAUCAGACUGCUUUUAUGAUUGAGUUUUUUGAUGAGGACCAUCCUCGAAAGAGACGUUCUUACUCUUUUUCUCAGAAUGUGGGAGCUCUGUGCUCAGAAUCUCCAUCUCCAGCACCUCAUGUGCGAUCUGAAAGAGCAAAACCUACAUCAGGAGAGAAAGCAGUCCCUUCAUGUGUGCAAGGUAGUUCAUCACAUCACAGAGCAGCACACAGUGUUCACGCAAAACUUUUAAAACAAAAAUCAGAAGAUCCUUCUGCUGCUUUACCUGUCUUACAAGCUGCAUUGUUAAGGAGUUCAGGAAGCCUUGGCCAUAGGCCUAGUCAGAACCAGGAGAUGGACAAAAAGUUGAAAAGCCAGCAUAUUUCUUCUGCUACUGAGAGGGACAAUGAGGAUGAUCAGAGUGACAAAGGUACUUACACUAUUGAGUUGGAAAAUCCCAAUUCUGAAGAAAUGGAAGCUCGUAAAAUGAUUGACAAGGUAUUUGGAGUGGAUGACAGCCAGGAUUAUAAUAGGCCUGUUAUCAACGAGAACCAGAAAGAUUUAGUAAAAGAUUGGGCUAUAAAUUCUACUACAGUAGUGCUGGAAGAAAAAAGACCACUGAGUACAACUGGAUUUCUUGACACAGAGGAAAGUUCUGCUGCCCCUGGAAGUAAACGUUGGGUGUCACAGUGGGCUAGUUUGGCUGCCAAUCACACACGUCAUGACCAAGAUGAUAUCAGACUGGAGUCACCUGUUCCCGCUCCACUAGAGAAUGACACAGAUAUCAGUGAGUCUGGUAUUUCCAUCAGAAGCACUGGUUCAGCUACUUCUGUGACUAGCCAAGGUGAGCGAAAGAGAAGGACGCUUCCACAGCUUCCCAAGGAGGAGAAAAUGAGUGAAAGCUCCAGAACAAAAACUGCAUCUCAUCAGAGAUCAGAAAUAGGUGAAAAGCAGGACACUGAACUCCAGGAGAAAGAAACUCCAGCUCGUGCUUCAGAUACUGACAGCAGAAGUAUAGCUAAGUCAAACAGAGCAGUGAAUGGUCUUUCACCCAAAGCAACAGGAGAAAAGGUUUUUUCUUUUCCUAGUCCUUCCGGUAAAGAGAGAGCUGAAACUGGCAGAGAAAAUUCUGUGGUGAAACAAGCUUUAGCAAAAAUUCAACAAGAACGAAAGGAGCAAGGACAUUGGACACCCACAAAAUCUGCUACAAACCUACUUGAGAAAGAUAAGGAGGAGAUUGCUGUGUCACGCAAAACUUUGGAUAAUCAGGACAAAGCUCCUGGACAUGUUACUGAUAAAACAGAAAAGAAGUUAGCACAGAGUGAGGGAAAAAGAAGAAAAAAUGAGGAAAGUAUUAAAGGACAAAGUCCUAAAGCAUCAGGAGAAAAAAAGGAAUCUUCAAAACCAUUAGUGAGGCAAGGCAGUUUUACUAUAGAUAAGCCUAGCACAAAUAUACCCAUAGAACUUAUUCCUCACAUUAAUAAGCAAAGUGGAUCUGCUGCCCCCUUAGCAUCUGCAAACAGAAUACGUGACAGAAGUGAUUCAAUGGAUACUGAUUCCAGUCUAGAUACAACACUCAUUUUAAAAGACACUGAAGCUGUCAUGGCUUUCCUUGAAGCUAAACUGCGUGAAGAAAAUAAAACUGAUGAGGGUCCUGAGACUCCUAGCUAUAACAGAGAUAAUUCCAUAUCACCAGAAUCAGAUGUAGAUACAGCCAGCACAAUCAGUCUCGUUACUGGUGACAGUGAAAGGAAAUCCACACAGAAACGAAAGAGCUUUACGACCUUAUAUAAAGAUAGAUGUUCCUCUGGUUCCCCUUCUAAGGAUGUUGUAAAAUCUUCUGCAACAAGUGCCAGGGAGAAGAUGGAAAAGAAAACAAAAAGUCGAUCUUCGGAUGGUGGAUCUAGAGCUGAUGCUCGCAAAUCUGUGCAGUCCAGUGGAAGAAUGAGACAACCAUCAGUAGACUUGACAGAUGACGACCAAACAUCUAGUGUACCUCAUUCCGCCAUUUCCGAUAUCUUAUCAUCUGACCAGGAAACCUACUCUGGCAAAUCACAUGGAAGAGUCCCUUUUGCCUCAGCAGAUGAACUUUUGCAUUCUAAAAUGGAAGGAAAGUCAGCUAAAUCAAAAAGCUCUCCUGUCGUACUUGGACAAUCUAGUAAAUCGACCACUCUUCCAAGACCUCGUCCUACAAGGACUUCUCUCCUGCGCAGAGCACGACUUGGUGAAGCCUCAGAUAGCGAGCUUGCUGAUGCCGAUAAAGCUUCAGUGGCUUCUGAAGUGUCCACUACAAGUUCUACAUCAAAACCUCCCUCAGGGAGGAGGAGUAUUUCCAGAAUAGACUUACUUGCUCAACCUCGCAGAACUCGACUUGGUUCUUUAUCAGCACGUAGUGAUUCUGAAGCGACAAUAACUAGAAGCACUGCUUCAUCUCGUACUCCAGAAGCUAUUAUCAGAAGUGCAAGGUUGACAUCAGCAGGAGAUAGUAGUAAAGUUUCUGCUAGAACUCGAGCCAAUAGCAUUUCUCGACUUUCUGAUUCAAAAUCCAAAUCUUUGGCUUCAGCUCAUAAUUCUCCCUCAGAGAAACCCAAGCUUCUCCCAGACCCAGAUCCUGAUGUUGAAACUUACAGUGUAAGUGCAAGAUGGAGGCGCUUUCCUACAGAUUAUGCUUCCACCUCAGAAGAUGAAUUUGGAUCAAACCGUAAUUCCCCUAAACAUACCCGUCUACGUACCUCUCCAGCCCUGAAAACCACGCGACUGCAGAGCACGGGGACAGCAAUUCAAAGUAGCAAUGCUUUCAAGCACAGAAUAAAAGAACAGGAAGAUUACAUACGUGAUUGGACUGCUCAUCGAGAAGAAAUAGCAAGGAUCAGUCAAGAUCUGGCUCUCAUCGCACGGGAAAUCAACGAUGUAGCAGGAGAAAUAGAUUCAGUGACUUCAUCAGGCACUGCCCCCAGUACCACAGUAAGCACUGCUGCCACCACCCCUGGCUCUGCCAUAGACACUAGAGAAGAGGUAGGAGAUCUUCAUGGAGAAAUGCAUAAGUUGGUUGACCGAGUAUUUGACGAAAGUCUCAACUUUAGAAAAAUCCCUCCACUGGUGCAUGCCAAACCACCAGAGGGGAACGGUCGGCCUAAUGAUGCUAGACCUCAGCUACCAGAUGCCACGGAUCCCCCAACAAUUACCCGAAGAAGGACUUGGAGCAGAGAUGAAGUUAUGGGGGAUAGUUUGCUGUUGUCCUCAGUCUUCCAGUUUUCUCGCAAGAUAAGACAAUCCAUAGACAAAACAGCUGGCAAAAUCAGCUGCAUCACCGGAACAAGAAUCUUUCUUACUGACUGACUUUUUUAUGAACAGAUAUGAUGAGAAUCAAUCAGGAUUUGUCAAGCUAACAGUUGUGUACAAUUACAGAGGAUUUGACCCUGAAAGGAGAUGAGAAAGUUUUAAAGAUGCCAGAGCGCCUGACUGUGUUGUAAAAGUCCUCCCUCAAGUUUCUCUGUUCACCGAUGUAAGCUUCUCUCACAAGCAUGGAGACAGUAUGGGGCAGUUACAGCAAUUACAAAUUCCACCAUAUAUACUGAAAAAUGACAUCCCUUCUGUCUGAGUCCAAUUGGACAAAUAAAUGUUUCCUGCAAAUGUGAAUGAUUCUUUCUGUAACAUUUUAGUUGCAGUGGCUAGUUUUACUGAAAAUAGCAGUUUCACUUUGGCUGAAAUAUUAAGAACAUACGUAUUUUCAGUCAUUCUUGACAAGAAGAUGUAUCAGAAAUUAUAAUGAGCAGAAGUCAGUCAUGACUGCAUCUGAAAUGCAUCUGAGGAAAAGAAGAGAAAAUAUAUAUCUUUUUGCUUGACUAAUUUCUUCCUCAUUUCACUGGAGCUGCCAUUUCCGUUUUCCAGUUUGUAUGUAAUGUUCUGACUUCUACUGAGUUCUGUCAGCACAAGGGCACCCAUUGCACACUCACAGCUGUGGGCGCCAUGGCGGCUGAGGGGAGAGGCAUCAGCCUGCCACCAGCCUGCCUGGCCUGGGGCUCACGGCAUCACCUGCUGCCCAGAGCUCUACAGCAGGUUUCUGAGCACUAAGUUUACAGUCCUAGGACACACGUAGGUGGUCUGAGAGCCGAGUGACCUCUCAGGCAGCACCGCAUACCAGCCCAGCUCUGUGUGAGAAGUGCCCUUCGACUGACGGAAAACUGUGACAAAAGGGGAACACAGCUUGUCGGUGUUCUGGUGGGCUGCCUUAGGCAAAAGGAAGAUGAGAAAAAGGAGUCAGGGGAUGACUGCUCUUUCAAAGCUAAUUCUGUGAACCUGCACUCAAUUUCUGUGAGCCUGCCUCUGCAGUAAGGAGAUAAGAUUAGAAAGUGAGGCUUUGGAAGAGGCUUGUUCUUCGUCACAGGGAGUGAGGGCAACAUUCUUCACAUGGUGAGUUUGUGAGAACACUGCUGGUCCUGUGUGGAGCCAGCAGAGUCCAUGCUGAUAGUCUCUGAUUCUCUGAUCAUUCCUACCUUAUAUUAAGAUGCAGGAUUGAGAGAAGCUUUCAAAGCUGUAUUCCUUGGCUAAAUUCUCUCAGAACUGGUGAAGCUGUUUUUAUUUUUUUUCCAGGUCCUAGUAUAGAGUUCAACUUGAAACAGAUUCACGUGCCCAAUUCUUUCCUUUCAUGAAACCCCCUCUAUAGAUCUGUUUUUCUUCAGGAUAAGGUCAUAGCUUGGCUGUGGCUAAGCUCCUUUUUGUAAUUUACUUUUAUUCAUUGCUGUGUUUAAUCAGUUUUGUUUUUACCCACUAGUAUACACAAAAUGACAUUGUAAUGGAAAAUUCUGUGGCAUUCUUGCCAUGUAUCUUACAUCCAGUUCUUUGCUAAUGAAUUACUCCGGUGAUUUCUCAGGAAGCAGAUACAGGGUUUUUUUUGCUUUUCUAUCUUUAUAUAACAUUUAAAAGAGUUUGCAGGAAUUUUUGGAGACUAUGAAGUGAUGAGAUGUAAGUAUGCAUUUCAGUGAUGAGACGUUCAGAGUUUUAUCUGUGCUGUACAAUGCAAAUGCUGUAUUAUUGGAUUGCCUUACAGCAAGCAGGUAAGAACCUGUGCAGUGAAGCAAAAUCUAGGCAAGGCAGUCUGCUCAGUGCAAGCACCACUCAUCUGUCUCUGCAGUUGUCUGUGCAUCCUGCAAUACGCAGCAAAAGAAGAACAGGGACAGAGCACAACCAAAUAAGAAAGGUUAGGCAGAUUUGCCACAGAAAGUAAGACUGGGAAAGGCAAGAGCAGAAGCAGGCAGUCAUUUAUAAAAUACAUUCUCUUAAUAUAAAGAGUAUGGAUGAAAAGAGGAAGAGCCAAGGAGACAGAGAUGAUACUCAAUGAAGUUAACAUGUAUUAAAUGCAGAAUUGAAAAAAAAAAUGUUGAAAAAAUAAAAUAGGCUUCCUAAAAUUAUAUCAAAAACAAAUUGACCAGUCUACCUUAUAGUGGGAAUAAUAUUUAAAUAAAUUUUAAGGAUUUUUGCUAUUUUUUAAAUAAAAUAACUUCUGAAAUGUUAAAUUUUUAGAUUGUUAGAGAGGUAAUAUCAUCUCUAAAAGACAGGAAGGUUGAAAGCACCACAUUCAUAAAGGCAUUAAUCACAUAUAUGAAUAUGGAGUGUUUUAGUCUAAUGUGAACAAGGUAAAUGGGAAAGCAAGCAAUGUCACUAUAAUUUCUGUAUUUUUCUACAUAUGCUAUAUAAAGCCUCUGAGAUGCAAAGCAUCAUGAUUUUCCACCUUAAAAAGUUAUUUCCUCAGAGUCCUACCCAUAGCAAUAACAUCUUAAAAAUGUACUCAUGUUAUGGUUUUAAAAUGGUUUUCUUGUUUGCUUAGCAGUCUUAGUGCAGCUAUCUUUAUUGUUAUAAGCCUAAAAUAACAUUAAUGUUUGCUAGUUACAUUUCCUGCUGGAGUUAAUACCUAAUUACAGCAAUUAAAGAAGGAACAGAUUUAGAAUAUACACAAUAUACAUAAUAUUAUUAUGGCGUCACUUAAAAUAAGGAAAAUAGAAAAAAAAGGAAAAAAAGUACCCUGACCUUUAAUAUCCACAGAUUCCAUGUUUUCAAUAGUGUAAUUAUACACAAUUUAAAUGAUUUUUAUUAUACAGUGAUUUCACCAACAAUUAUUUGUCACAGCAGGGAAGCAAAGCAUAAACAAACAAGCAAAAAACUUUCUGGUAAUCUUAUAAUAGGCUUUGGAAUUUUACAUAUAAUAGAAAUGACUUCUCUAAACAUGUAAUACAGCAAUACUUGUAUUAUUAAGCCAUGCAUAUUCAAUUGGUCCAGUGGGAGUUUUCCAUCAUUUGAAAAAAUGAUAUCCUGUGGGAUGUAUUUUUAAUUUCCAAAAGUGUUUUAUUUGUCACCAAAUCAAUAAAAAAAUACAAAUAUUGAAGUUGAAUUUAUUUACGAGUGUUAACCUCUCGUGUAUGUUGCAGUUAUUGCAAAAUACAAAGUUAACAGGGAAUUCUGCUAUAAAAUAGUUGGAUUAAGAAGUAAAUAAAUCUCAGUGCUGAAGGAAAGAAUGAACAGUAACUUUUCAACACCAUAAGCAAAUAUUUAGCUACACAAUUGGCAUUUUAUUGUAAAUAUGAAUGAUAUUGCUGAACCUUUGUAUGCUGCCCUGAAAAUUCAAACUUGGGUUUCUGUCUGAUUUCACUAUUUCAGAUUUCAGUUUUAUUCAGUGCUCCCUACAUUGCUUUCUUGUAUCUUGUGUCUAAUCUUUAUGUUUUAGUUAGUUUACUUCUAAACAUCCUAUUCUUGUGUUU
Numida meleagris (helmeted guineafowl) is the source of this 8226-nucleotide messenger RNA. It is a transcript of the gene CEP170, whose product is annotated as centrosomal protein 170. The coding region runs from base 215 to 4810 and encodes 1531 amino acids. Lineage: Eukaryota; Metazoa; Chordata; Aves; Galliformes; Numididae. The transcript has 19 exons. Gene Ontology annotation, cellular component: centriole. The record is from RefSeq and is a predicted model, not a curated record. Gene Ontology annotation, molecular function: protein binding.